AUGUCCCAGCAGCUGCUCAACGAAAACCAGGCGACGCCAAUCCACAGUGCCGAGGCGGUCCCGUCCGAGGUCCAGCAACUACCCACGUUCGGCGUUGUACGCCCUGACUCCCCGGAAGCCAGCGAGAAGGAUGUCGGUGUACCCGCGGCGACGGAUGACUCUGCGAAGACGACAGAAACCGCGAAAUCGCUUUUGACGGAAUGCUCGAACGCAGUUGAGGGUACUGUGAGCGCCAUGGACAAGGAAACAGAGGCCGCCGGAGAGGAAGAAAGCAAGUCGCAAACACCGCAGUGUGAGAACAGCAGGAGACGUGGCGGUGCUGCCGCAGACAAUGAAGAGCUUGACGGUGCUGCUACUAAACGCCCUCGCCUUGAGGAGAAUCUGCGGGAUUCAACAGAUUCCACGGGCGUGGGUGCAGCUGUGGACGCAGCGGCAACAACACAGACCAAAGAGGACGGGUUGGUAAAGGCAGAAAGUGCCAACGGCACUCAGGCCUUGGAUCACAUGGUUGAGGCGCAGUCGCAAUCGUGUGAGCUGAUCCUAUCCCCUUGA
Molecule: messenger RNA, 552 nt
Organism: Trypanosoma rangeli
Lineage: Eukaryota; Euglenozoa; Kinetoplastea; Trypanosomatida; Trypanosomatidae
Exons: 1
Coding region: 1-552 (183 amino acids)
Source: RefSeq, a predicted model, not a curated record